UAAACCAAAUCAGACAAAAAUGGAUUCAGGAGAAGUGUUAGCGACAAAAUCAUUCAAAGUGAUUGUGAGAAAAGAAGAGGUGGUGGCACCACUUCUUCCACUACAAGAGCAUUGGCUGCCAAUGUCCAACCUCGACCUUCUCCUGCCGCCGCUGGACUUUGGACUUUUCUUCUGCUACAAGAAGCCAGCGGCAGCAGAGCUAGAAGACUCUAUCAACAACGUUGGAGCCAACGGGAUUUCGACGUCGUCAGUAUUUGGGGUACUGAAGAAGGCCAUGGCUCAAGCUCUUUUGCCCUACUACGCCUUUGCUGGCGAGGUGGUGAAGAACUCGAGUGGCGAGCCCGAGCUUCAGUGCAGCAACCGUGGGGUUGACUUUGUUGAAGCAUUUGCGGAGGUUGAGCUUGAAGAGCUUAACUUUUAUAACCCUGAUCACAGCGUUGAAGGCAAGCUUGUUCCCAAGAAGAGCCCUGGCCGAGUUCUCGCUGUCCAGGCGACUGAGCUCAAGUGUGGUGGAGUGGUGGUUGGAUGCUCAUUCGACCACCGCGUAGCCGACGCAUACUCAGCCAACAUGUUCUUAGUUUCAUGGGCGGAACUGGCUCGCUCCAAGCCCAUUACGCACUUCCCUUCGUUCCGGCGCUCACUUCUCAACCCACGCCGCCCGGGCCUCAUCGACCCCGCCUUCGAAGACAUGUACGUCCCGGCUAUGCCGCCACCACCGGAAGACCCUUUAGCUCCCCCCACCGACCAUCUCAUAAGCCGCAUAUACCACGUCAAAGCCGAUGAUCUCAACAAGCUUCAAGCCCUAGCCAGCUCGAACGACCGCAAGAGAAGCAAGCUUGAGUCUUUCAGUGCAUAUUUGUGGAAGUUGGUGGCCAAAAGUUCUCAGUACACUGAUGCAGAAAAGCCAUGCAGGAUAGGGAUUGUCGUGGAUGGGAGAAAGUGGUUAAGCGAAGGAGAAAACAAAGCGAUGGAUUCUUACUUCGGCAAUGUAUUGUCCGUUCCUUUUACGGGCAAGAAAGUUAGUGAGCUAGUCGAAGAGCCGCUCAGUGAAGUGGCUGCUGAAGUUCAUGAGUCCUUGGAAGCGGCGCUGACGAAGGAGCAUUUCUUGGGGCUGAUUGAUUGGGUUGAGGCUCUUCGUCCAGUUCCCGGAAUGACAAGGAUUUAUAGUUACCGGAGGGAAGAUGGGCCAUCUUUUGUGGUGUCGUCGGGCCAGAGGUUUCCGGUUUCGGAUGUGGAUUUCGGGUGGGGCAGGCCGUUUUUCGGGUCGUACCAUUUCCCGUGGGGCGGAGACUGUGGCUACGUGAUGCCGAUGCCGAGCCCUGGCGGGAACGGAGAUUGGGUGGUGUACAUGCACCUCUUUAGGUGGCAGCUGGAGGUGAUAGAGAAGGUGGGUUCUCAGGUCUUUAAGCCAUUGACUUUUGAUUACCUAAUCAACUGUCAUUGAAUAAAUUGUUUUAUUCCCCUCUCAAUUACUGUUUUCAA
Messenger RNA from Humulus lupulus (European hop), 1482 nucleotides. RefSeq names its product coniferyl alcohol acyltransferase-like. NCBI's taxonomy places the organism in Eukaryota, Viridiplantae, Streptophyta, Magnoliopsida, Rosales, Cannabaceae. The transcript is spliced from 2 exons. Gene Ontology annotation, molecular function: acyltransferase activity, transferring groups other than amino-acyl groups. Bases 20 to 1444 code for a protein of 474 amino acids. The record is from RefSeq and is a predicted model, not a curated record.